UUAUAUAUUUUUUAAUUGGGAAACAAUAGUUUAAAUUCAGAAAAGUAUUUUCGGGAUUGCAAUAUUACCAUAUAGAACAUAUAACUAUAGUAAUUUUAUAGUUCCUGACAAAGGAACUAUUUUUGGCAAUGAAAGAAUUUUGAUUUUGAAAGAAAAUUAAUAAUAAUGAAUGCAUGGUCAGUAUUGUUUAAUUAUGUGCUUAUACAUAUAGCAUACAAGUGUCAUAAGUGUCAUUUAGGUGUAUGCGAAAGGUAAAGUAGUAUAGCAUGCGGUUGAUAGCAUGCGAUAAUUGAGGUGGCGCUUAAAUCAGUUUCUGUUCGGCCUAAUUUUCGAUGAAACGUUGACUGUUUUACCGACGCGGAAUUCGAAGUUCGGCCUCCACGCUAGCAUCGCCUUAAUUAACUUUUUUAUUAAUCAUUAAUACAUAGGAUUUAGAUAUGUUAUGUUAUCAAAUAAAAUGGAGGUUGUAUUUGAGAUGUAUUGUGAAAAAAUAAUGUAUGUAUACUGCACAAAAUGGUCACAAUUGUGUGAAUUAUUUGUUAUAAAGUAACAAUACUGAUAUGUAUAUAUAUUUUGCAAAAAGAGUUAAAUAACCAGUUCGAAUAUUCUGUGAAAUUUUAAUUGUAAUACAUGAUGCCAAUGUCAAAUGUGUUUUGUUUAAUAUGUAAUGUAAAUCUUGAUAUUUCAUCUUGCAUAAAUAUAUUUUGUACAUCUUUUCCUCGUAAUGGAGAGCUCUUAGUAAAUUUUGUAUCAAGAGUACUUCGUAUAGCAAUUUCUGAAUUACAAGAUUCUUACAUGUGUACACAAUGUUAUAAUCUAUUCCAAAUGUUGGAACAAGCACAAAAGACUGUUUUAAAUAUACGUUGUGAGAUUUUAAAGAUAUACCAUACUAGUGAAAGGAGAAAAACUAUUAAGCAAUCCAAUGAAAUUAAAUUAAAUUUAAAUACAAAUCUUAUGUUAGAAGAAAGGAAAAUAGAUGUAAAUAAAGAUAAUGAAAAUUUAAAAGAAGAAUCUAAUUUGCAAUCUAUCCAAUUUGAAGAAGUAGUAAAAAAACAAAUUCAAAACAAAAUAACAAAUCAGAAUAUUAAUAUCCCAAAUGUAAACUAUAGUACCAAUAUUAAAACUAAUGUAGACACAAAGAGAAGUAUUAAGAAGAAAGUAAAUGGCUGUAUUGAAAUAAACAAUACUCAGUCAUUUGAUUGUAGCAAUAAUCAUAGUAAGGAUGAAAUUUUUAAAAACGAAAUAUUUGGUGGUUCAGUAACAUUAAAUAAUGAUAACAAUGCACAUAAUAUUGCUUCUUCUCAAGAAAAUAUGCAUAUUGAAGAAAAGAAUUAUAUUUCCUCAAUAAAUUCAGAGCAAAAUGAAUCAAAAGGUUUCUUAAAAAUGGAUACUAUUUUUUCUGAUAAUGAAUUACAAGUAGAACACAUUGAUUUUGACUGGCACGAAUUGGAUGAAAAUGUUACAGAAGUAAAAGAGAACACUGAAAGUACAGCAGUGACAAAAGUGGAGCAAAUAAAAGUACCACUGGAAUCAGGAAAAAUACCAAAAUAUGCUUUGAAACCAUUAAAGUAUUCCUGUUCUACUUGUGGGAAAAGAUGGAAGACCUCAACUGAAUUAAAAACACACAUGAAAACUCAUUCUACAUUGAGGCCAUAUAUGUGUGAAAAAUGUGGUCAAGCAUAUAAACAUAAACAUGCGUUAGAAGUUCAUGUUGGAAUGCAUAAUGGAAUCAAUCCAUUUCAAUGUAAUUUUUGCAAAAAAUGUUUCACACAAAAAGGAGCACUUAUGAGGCAUAUACCAAUGCAUACUGGUGAAAUGCCUUACCAAUGUGAAUUAUGUGGUAAAAGAUUUGUUCAUCAUACUUCAUAUAAUAUGCAUAGAUUAUCACACAGUGGAAAAAAAUCCUACAAAUGUCAUAUGUGUGAUUUAUCUUUACUUUCAACAUCUCAUUUGAAGAGACAUAUGAGAGUUCAUACAGGUGAAAAACCAUACAGUUGCACAUUAUGCGGAAAACGUUUUGCAGAAAGAUAUAAUUUAUUUGCUCAUCAAAAAAUUCAUGAUCCACUUGAAAAUAAAACAAAGAAGACUAAUGAAAUGCAAUACCAUGUCAAAGAAAUAAUCUGAUUGUGAUCUAUAAAUAUGUAAGUAAUUAAUUAGUCUAAAAUAAUAUUUUCACAAAUAUUAUUAAAGAAAAUUGAACAAUAUCAACUGACGAAAUCCGUAACUGUUCCCUAACAUUUCUUGAAUUGCUAAAAAUUCACCGCGACGAGACAUGUCAUUAAAUUCUUCUCUGUUUGUAAAAAUAUAAGCUUGAUUUUCGAUAUCGCUAUUUUCUGGUUGUUUUGUAGUAUACCACCGACAGUAUUUGAUCUAAAAUAAAUUGUUAAUUUCUAACAUAUUAAUUCAUUAUAUUUGAAAAAUUAAGUAUAAUUUUGUACUUUGUUUGGAAAUGUUUGGGCAAUGUGCAAUGCCAAGGAUACUUUUUUCACUGCACAUGGACCUGUAAGUAUUAUUAAAGGUAGACUUGUUUCAUCAUAAGGUUUAACGUGAAGAUCAAUUCUGGGUGUGCUUAAUUGUUCUAACAAAGUUAAUUUUGUAGUAGUACGGGCAGCUGUUAAUUCCACUGGUGAUACAAAUAGAAUUGCAGCAGCAAUCUAUUAAAAUACAUUAUUUUUAGUAUA
Messenger RNA from Osmia lignaria (orchard mason bee), 2681 nucleotides. The record is from RefSeq and is a predicted model, not a curated record. Lineage: Eukaryota; Metazoa; Arthropoda; Insecta; Hymenoptera; Megachilidae.